Molecule: messenger RNA, 2658 nt
Organism: Rotaria sordida
Lineage: Eukaryota; Metazoa; Rotifera; Eurotatoria; Philodinida; Philodinidae
Source: the annotation of a GenBank genome assembly
AUGAUCAUUUGUUUUUUAUUAUUUUUACCAGCUUAUUCAUUAUCUACGGAAAAAACCAAUGAAACUAUUAGUAAAUCGUAUGGAUUUCAAUCAAAUAUUGAUUAUAUAUAUCAUUAUGCAACUGAUGUUCAUAUGGAUCAUAAAAUUUGGGCAGGUUCUGAAGAAAGUCAUAUAAAACGUAAUACUGAUGCAGCAUUUCAUUUAUAUGCUCGCCUUAAUUUAACAAGUGUUUGGCGUAGUGCAAAUGGACAACAACAUUUAUUAAAAAUUGAAUUAAAAGAUGCUCGUUUUGUUAAUCGAACAAAUUCUCAUAGUAUGAUCGAUUGUUUAGCAUUAAGUACUCUAACAAGAUAUCCAGCAAUGUUUAUAUGGGAUCAAGGAGUAGUAUCAUUAACUUAUUUUAAUGAAAAUGAUAAUUUAGCAGCUAUUAAUUUAAAAAAAGGAAUUAUAUCUUUAUUUCAAUAUAAACAAGAUAAUACAACAGAAAUAGAUACAUUAGGAAAAUGUAAUACUGAAUAUAGAAUUUAUGAAGAUCGUCUUGUAAAAGAUAAAACUGAAUGUUCAAAUAUUCAAUAUAAGGAUGAAUAUAGUAGUGCAAAACAAGUUUUAAAUUAUUCAAUUGAUUUUCAAUCAACAUGUGUUUAUAACUUUGAUAACUCAACAAUAAAAACAGCAUCAUGUUCGGAUAUGGCUUUACCAAGAUUAGUUAUUCCUCAAAUAGCUGGAUUUCGUGUCAUAUCACGAUUAAGUGUUCAUCUUAUUGAAAUGAUAAAUAAUGAUAAACAUCAAGUAUAUUCAAGUUCAGAUGCAGCAUUAAAAUCAGUUUUAAGUAUAACAUCUGAACAAUAUCAUUCACUUGAAACAGAAAAACAAAUUCAUCCAUGUGAUGAUUAUUGUGAAAAGUUUGAUGAAUUUAUUCAAGAUCAUAAUAAACAAUUAACACGUUCAAGUGUUGGUAAUCGAGUAGCAAGUGAUGUAUUUUUACAUUUAAUUGCACUUACAAGAAGACAAAGUGAAUCAACAUUAAAUAAAGUACUUGAAAAAGCCUCGAAAACAAUUAAAUUAACACUUAUUGAAGCAUUUGUAUCUGCACAAACACCUGCUUCAUUAAAUGCAGUUUUGAAAUAUUUAGAUAGUUCAAUGAAUUCAAAGAAUAAAGUUGAGUUAAUUGAAGCAUUUCUUAUGACAAGUGCUUUUACACCAAGACCAUCGGAUUUAUUACUUGAAAAAAUUUUGGAACUUUUACCAAAAUUUUCAUCAAUUGAUAAUCAACUUGAACAAAGUACUUAUUUAACAUUAGGAGCUAUUGUUAAUAGAUUAUUUGAUUUAAACAAAAAAUCAUCGGCUAUUGAAAAAUAUACAACACUUCUUCAUAAUACGAAAAAAAAAUCAUUAGUUUAUUUAUCAUUAUAUAAUGCUAAACUUGAAUUAUAUGAAUCAAUUAUUGUUGAUGAAAUUCGUCGUUGUAAUAAUACAAAUUUAUGUUGGUUAGCAUUAAAUGCAUUAACACAAUAUAAUCCUGAACAAUUUUCAAAAGAAACUAUUGAUAUUCUUCGUUCAAUUUAUCAUGAACAAGCCGGAAGACCAAAAACAAAUUUACAAAUUCGACAACUUUGUGGUCAACUUUUACUUCGAACAGAUAUUUCAAUUGGUGAUCUUGUUAAUCUAAUUCUCUCAGCUCUUGAUAAAACAAAUCAUCAAUUAGGUCUUUAUAUGUGGCGUUUAAUUUCUACAAUGGCUGAGAAUGAUGAAUUACUUUUUCGAAAAAUAAAAUAUAUAUUUGAUGGUGGUUUAAUUGAUAUAACAUAUGAUAGUUUAGCUUAUAAAGGUCAAUCAGAUUUUUAUCGUCGACCAUUUUUAAAAACAUUUGGUUUUGGUAUUUAUUAUACAAUAUCACAACUAAUGAGUCGUCUUGGAGCUUUACGUGAAAGUGAUUUUGAUCUUCAUAUACAACAAUAUGAUAAGGACGAUAAAUUUAAUCUAUUAUCUUUUGGUGUAAGUGCUUCAGGACUUGAAGCUUAUGUUAGCGAUGAUGGAAAAGCAAGUGAUACACCAGAUGAAAAUCUUCAAGCUGAAUUAAGAAUAACUCUUUUAAAUAUGCAAUUACGACCUGUUAUAUUAUUUAGUGGAGUUACUGGAUUUAUGUCUGCUGUUUGGAGUGCACCAUCAGAACUUACAUCAGCAUUUAAAAGCAAUAUAAUGGUCCAUGAUUUAUCUCGUUAUAUUCAUCUUCAUAAUGGUCUUGUUGUUCAUUACGAAGCUCAAAGUGCAGCUUCACUUGAUUUAUCUGGUAUGGCAUCUAUAAGUUUAUGGAAUAAAAAUUCACAUUCAGUUAUUCGAGUCAGUUCGGGUCUUAGUGUACGUAGUCAUGUUGAUAUUUUAAAUGAUUUUGUUAUAACGGGUAUUAAUGUAACAAUAAGUACAGAUGUUGUUGUUGAUUAUACAACUGAUGUCGAUUAUUCUGAUACACCAAUUAAUGUUUGUAUGCAAAUGAGUAUAAAACCAUCGAAAGUUUAUGAUAAUGUGGAAAAUUUUUAUUUAUUAAAACGAACAAAAGCUUUUCGAUGGUUUGGUAAUCGUACACGUCAUUAUCUUGGUCAAGAUUAUACAUUUACACAAAAGAAUGAUGCCAUGUGUCGACAAAUUCAUAUGAUUUAA